AUGGCCACCCGGCGGCCUCAGAUACCUGUCCAACUUCUCCAGAACUCUACGCACUCAAACUCUUUGUCAAGCGCACGAUUCUUCUCCACAUCUGGGCCUUCAUUUUCUCAACACCAAAGAUCGUAUAGCACGCCAACCACCCAACCACCAAGAUCUCGCUUUUUCGCCCUCCGGACGAUAGAGGGUCAAGGUGCAUGGCGAAGGUCUCUCGCUGACCUUAAAGAUCGUCGUCGUCAACCAGUAAUCCGACGAAUACAAGUCGGGAAGUAUAAACACUCUGAACAACUGUCAAAUACACAGCCCCUCAACCACCUAACAGAAUCAGGCGAAGCACAUAUGGUUUCGAUUGCAAAUAAAGUACCCACCUCCCGCUCUGCCACAGCCACAUCCACUCUUCUUUUCUCCAAGCCUCAGACAUAUGAGUCGUUGGUUUCUGCACAACUCAAAAAGGGCGAUGCGAUAGCAGUUGCACGGAUAGCAGGCAUCCAAGCAGCCAAGAAGACCUCUGAUUUGAUCCCGCUUGCUCACCCAUCACUGGCCAUGACUGGUUUGACCCUCACAAUAAAGCCAUUUGGCCCCUGUACUUUGCCCCCUAAUCACAACUUGACACCGAAAAGUUAUGGGUUGUUCAAAAAUGGUGGGGUUUACAUUGAGGCAAAGGUUGAUUGCGAAGGUAAAACUGGGGUGGAAAUGGAAGCCAUGAUGGGCGCCUCGGUGGCAGGUCUUACAAUGUAUGAUAUGCUCAAAGGAGUCGACAAAGCCAUGACCAUGACCGAAGUACGGGUGCUUCGCAAAUCUGGAGGCAAAAGUGGCGCAUGGAGUUAUGACUAUGCAACAAACAAGAUUAAGAAGGCCGACAAGACUGAUGACACCCACUCAGGAGCUGACUGGAGGGGCAGAGGUGGACCUGUUCGCAACCAGCCAAAGACCCCAAAUCCGAAUAAUAUUCAACCGAACAGUUACGGAGGCCUUUCUCAAGAGAUUAAUGAUGAAGACAUGUACUCCACAUCUCAGCAACAAGAUUUGGAACCCUUCAUCACCGACGAAUGGGCCUGGGAGGGGGACAAGGAGGCCAAGGCUGACCAGAGCGACCCUGUCGAAGAUCAAACCUCUUCCAGCAACGACGAGAACAAUGAUCCAAGAGGCUUUCCUUCCGAGGAGGUAACAGUACACCACGAUAACUCAUUCCGAACUGCUUCACUCCGAGCAAAUGUGAAGACUUGUCAACAAGACGUAGAUCAUGGCCGCUUGAUUCCAGUGUCCAAGAUCAACCCACAACUCAGCGUCAACCGUAUACUGGACACCUCCAACACUAGUGACGAUGAACCAGACUAUGAGAGGAAGGUGUUGUUGAAAAGGGGUUUGGUCACUUAUCGUGAUCUCGUCAACGCCCGCAUCCGGCGUUGGCAGGAGAAAAACGAUACGAAAGGAGCGUUCUUCUCCAUCAGCACCUUUCUUAGCAGUGAACGGUCAUGA
This is a messenger RNA of Exophiala bonariae, 1476 nucleotides long. RefSeq lists its product as uncharacterized. Gene Ontology annotation, biological process: Mo-molybdopterin cofactor biosynthetic process. NCBI's taxonomy places the organism in Eukaryota, Fungi, Ascomycota, Eurotiomycetes, Chaetothyriales, Herpotrichiellaceae. The record is from RefSeq and is a predicted model, not a curated record. Bases 1 to 1476 code for a protein of 491 amino acids. The transcript has a single exon.